Molecule: messenger RNA, 1047 nt
Organism: Penicillium macrosclerotiorum
Lineage: Eukaryota; Fungi; Ascomycota; Eurotiomycetes; Eurotiales; Aspergillaceae
Product: dihydroneopterin aldolase
Exons: 2
Coding region: 1-1047 (348 amino acids)
Biological process (GO): folic acid-containing compound metabolic process
Cellular component (GO): cytoplasm
Molecular function (GO): dihydroneopterin aldolase activity
Source: RefSeq, a predicted model, not a curated record
AUGUCUCCUAAUCGCUCUGCUGUCCACAUUCCCCAAACCCCAGCGGUCCUCGACAGUGUCCGCCUGCGCGACAUCGAGCUGCCUCUCCCCGCCGCUCCAGACCCAUGGCACCGUCCCGACAAAGCUCAGCCCGCUACAGCAAGUCUCAAGCUCUCCUACUCGUCCGCUAUUGCAGCCGCCGCUGCCGACGACGUUUCCCUUUCCCUUGACUAUGGCAAGCUCUUCCGCCGCCUGGAAGCCGAUAUCCGCGACAUGGCACACCAUACCACGUCGCCGGAGCACCCGCACCACCGCAUGAUCAGCAUCGACGGCACGCAGCGCGAGGAGAUGAAAGUCAGCGCCGUCGGUCAGGACCCGCGCGUGACGGCCGGCAUCGUGGCCAACGCUGGUCUCGCCCUGCUGGACGAGACCGCCGCCGCUGUCCGCCGCAUGGCCCACGUCCACACCAGCCCGCGCUCCAGCUUCUCCGGCGCGCCGGUGCCCGCCCCGCCUAACGCCCCGCCCGCUAUCGCUGGAGAUUUCGGCCAGUGUGAGGUGUGGCUGCAUCUGCCGAAGGCGCUGCUCCGUGCGGAGGAGGGCCUGCGCUACCGUAGCGUCACGGUGUGGGGAUACCGGCCGGGGAUCGACGUGACAGAGGCGGUAGACCCGGCGGCGCGUAGCCCCGUCGUGAUCGAGGAGGAAUUUCGCAUUGAGGGUAUCCGGUGCUACUGCAUUCUGGGGGUGAAUUCGCACGAGCGCGUCGAGAAGCAGGCCGUUAUUGUGUCGCUGGAAUUCAAGGGACCGGGCCAGUUGGCGUGGGGCUCGACGGUGGUUGAUACGUAUCAAGCAAUGACUCGGGCUGUGGCAGAGAAAGUCGACGAGACGACGUUCCAGACUGUCGAGGCACUGGCCACUUUCGUGGCGCGCAUUGUGACGGUGGACUUUGGCAAUGAGCGGGUGACAGUGCGCGUCGAGAAGCCGAGUGCUUUGGCAUUUGUGCAGCGCUCGGGCGUUGAGAUCACCCGGUCACACACUUUCUUCAAUGAUCACGAUGUGGCCAGGAGGUAA